AGUGCGCAUGAAUGGGCUGUGUGUUGCGGAAUCGAGACUAAUGAUGCUAGCGAUGUGAGGAGCGAGGCGACUGCUCCGUUUAACAUCUUCACUUGCAGUGAAUUUUCUGCUGGAAGCACUGAAGGUUAUUUGUGAGGGUGUGGCAGCAUUCAGCAUAGCUGUUGGUCAUGACGAGUGUGACAACAUUUCUGUUUGGUCUGAUCCUUGUACACAACAUCGAAGGGUCUAAAGAUGGUUGCCCACCCAUCGUUCAAGAAAGCUCGCACUUCGCCGAGACCUUCGGCAACACCUGCUUCCUGUUCGUGGACGAGGAGGUCUACUGGAACGACGCCCGCGACAAGUGCUGGGACAUGGGUGGAGAGCUGCUGGCCGUCCGCGACGUCGCCACCAUGAACUUCAUCAAAGCCACCCUGAACUCCAAGAAGUUAGGGUGGCGAAACCAGGGUGUGUGGCUGGGUGCUCGCUAUUACAGUGGGAAGUGGAGAUGGACCACUGGUGAGGCGAUAGACUUCCAGUACUGGUCGCCAGGGCAACCCAGCAAGAUUCUGGGGCUGCUGUCCGUCGAGGACUGCGCGUUGAUGCGGCGCGACGACGCAUGGCAGUGGCACGACUACAUCUGCGGCAGCCUCAAGUUUCACUACAAGUACAUCUGCCAGUUCCGCCUUGUGAAAACGACGGCGGCGGCGGCGGCGACGACGACAACCUCCUCUACAGCAGUGACCGUCGCCGGUAUCCAGGGUGACGGACAAAGUCAGAAGGCGCUGUACCUCAAAGGUCAGAGGGCGGAGUCCAUGGUGAUAGACGAUAGCGUGGGGAGCGGGUUGUCCGGCCGCAGGGGUCACGGCACAGCCUUCAACUCUAUCUACCAACAUGCUGCUCACUCUUCAGCUGCAGCAGAAGACAAUGGAAACAUGGCAAUCUUGACCAUCAUACUGAUUGUUGGAGGCAUCAUCCUUCUGGGGCUGCUGAUUGCCUUCCUUGUUGUUCGUAGAAGGUAUCAACACGCACUCAAGCACAUCGAUGUGAGAGAAACAGUAGUUCACUUUGCUAAUCGAUCCUUCACCUCUGCCCACACUGUGCUAGCUCCUCCACCUGCACCCCACGUUUUCUCAGCCGCCACGAAGACAGUUUGUACCUGACUCCUGUGGAAUCUGAGUGUUUCUAUGAAGAGAUCAAGAAGCCAGAGACUCAAAGGACCGAUUGCAUCAAUAAAGACUUUGACAGCUUUCAGGAGACUGUCCCUCUUGCCUCAGGAGGACUUUGUGCAGGAGAUGUGGGAGCCUGUGGGAUCACGCUAGAUGCGUUUGAUGAUAGCCCUGAGCUCCCACUGGUCUCUGCUGGCUCAGCCAAUUCUAUGGAGAGCCUGGACAGCUCAAAGGGCAGUAUGAAACUGAAACCAGAGAAUGUGCACAAUGACUACGUGGAUAUGAAUGGCAUGGCGGUCAUGAGCAGCAAAGACAGUAGUGGCACAGCCAGCAAGGAAAGCUUGCAUGGCAGUACUUUGAAUGCAGAGGGUGGCAAAGCAGCUGUGCAAGAUGACUACUACUAUGUAAACACCUGGAAAGGUGCUCAAGAAAAUGUGUAUGAGGCUCUGCCCUGAAACGGGAAAUAACUGGAUUCGCUAGAAGCAAAAUAUGAAAUAGACAAGCCUGCUGACAGGGUAUCAUCUAGAAACUGCUGUUCUGUGCUCUUACUACAGUGAUUAUUAUAUGACAGUUGCUUGGACCCAUCAACAUGCUGUUCCUUAAAGUUAAAUGCAGCAGAUGUCAUACAUAGCACCAGGUUGUGUUUUAGUCUUUGCUUUGGCAGUGCAGUUCACUUUGCAUUGUACUUUCAGCCUGUUGCACUGGGAGUCAGCAUACCUGAGUAAGAUAUUGGUUGAAAGAAUCAUUAGAUAGUCCUUCUUGCCAGUUAAAUCUAGAACUCUAUCACAUACCUUUUAACGACUUAGCAGCGGUAUAGAGUUCAGUGAAAGCAAACACCGUCACUAUAAAAGCAGCAUAGUGCAAAUGCAUAUUAGGUAGUACUUACCAGGAUGCCCAGUCUCAGUAGAGUUCUGACUCUUCCAGCUAUUAUUUUUAAUUGUCAGUGUUUGAUCUGUCGCUUCAUUUAAGGUUGUGAGCGUGUCUGCUGCCAGAUGUUUAUCCCUAUCUUCCCCUUCUCUUCCUGUUUCUUGUAUUUUGUGCUCACAUAAGAUGUAGAUAAAAACAAACAAUAUGGAUUACACAGUGUGGUUAACAUAUUGUCUCCCUUUUCCCCCAGAUAAAUGCACAUCACCACAUUCUGUUUUAUUUAUGAGCACUCCAAAUUUUAAGGAGAAUUUUAGGCAGUGCUUAGUAUUAAGAAUAUAGGCUUCAACUGAAGAUGAUUAAAAAGUCAAAGUUCAUAUAGUCAUGUUUUAUUUUAGUCAUCCAUCUUUCCAAUGUCCUUGUUAAAUUCAAGUCAUUUUAUACAUGUUUUCAGAUUUCUAUGAAGCUAUGAACAGCACACAGUUUGAAAUUGGUGCAUGGCUAAUUGCCAUUCAUUUGCAUGAAGGUAUAUAUAGAUAUAGAAGCAUUUUUCUUGGAAAAAAAACAAAACUAUUAAAACACCAUAAAAUAUUAUUUCAACCUUUUAACAUAGAAGACUUUUCUUGUUGAGAAGACCUUUUCCUUUUUGAAUUACUAAAUCAGAUUGAAAGUUAUGAAAUUUGAAAAAAAGACUUCUUUCUCUAGCUAAAAUAGCUGAACCGUCCUGCACAGAUUCUGGGAACUACAGGGUGUUGUGUUUUUUUUCUUGUUCUUCGGGGUUUUUCCCCCACAAUAGUCCACAGUUUAUGAUAGUUUUGAUGUUCUAGUGUUUGUAGAAUGAGCACUAACCACUUUGCUGCUUCUAGGUUGUUUUUUUUUUUCAUAUUUAUACAUUAGUGCUUGACUUCAACCAAAGUAUUUUUUGUUUUAUCAUUUACUGUAACAUAACGUGGUCAUUUGUCUCUUGAUUUGUAUUUUAACCUGUGAUAAUGCUAGUUUUGUCUUGAUUUUGCGCUUUUUAUAACCUGUGAUCAUUUAAUGAUAGUAUUUUAUCAGAUAGGAUGACCCCAUGGCCAAGAUAGUUAAAAAAUCACAUACUGCCACAGUGUUUGAUGACAAAUUAUUUAUGUAAAGACAUGUCUUUUUAAAGUUUGAACAUCCUUAAUUUAUAAAAAUUUUCUUGUCGUCUGUGUAAAACAUGUAAGUAAUGAUAAACAUGCCUUGAAUUAUUUUUUUUUUACAUCAGUAUUCACAGUAAAGUCAAUCUGCCUCUAUAUAUCUCACACACAUUUGAGUUGUACGUAGAAACUUUGGCCAUCAAGUAGAUAAUAUGAAAAUCAGGCACAGAAGGUCAAUUGGGAUUUUCUCAGAACUUUGUACAUUUGUGCACAAACUGCAACGAACUGUUGAUUAAUGUUCCCAUAAGAGCUCAUGUCACUUCAUAAUUUGUUAAAGGAGUUAUGUACUGGUAACUGCUGCAUGACUUUUAUCAUUGACUGGGUUCCUCAGCGGCAUUACUGGUUAAUGUGUGUAUUGUUUCUUUGAGUUUUACUGUCUGGUGAAAUAUGCAUGCAAUAAUGUUCUUAAAACAUGUGCACUGUGUAUAUAUAUAUAUGUAUAUAGUUGCAGCACAAAAAUAUCUCUAUCAAAAUUAUACAAUCCAUGCUGGAGACUCCUAAUUGGUAGAUUUCUGCUUAAAACUUUUGUCUUUCUGCUUAAAAAUUAUUAGACUUUCUAUUAAUGCUACAUCUAAUUUCCUGAUUUAGGUUUCCAAUUUCUUGUUCUAAGUUGGAAAUCUGCUUAAGAACCCCCACAGAAAUUUUCAGGUUUUUUUUUUUCCACAAGCCUUUUCCAGCCUGACAUAGUCUUAAAGCAAAUUCUUUCUUUGUGUCUUCCAGGAGUUAUUAUCGGAUGAAAUCAUACUCUUCAUUGUUCAUUGUCACCUUACAUCAGAUUUUAUUUUGGGGGGAGGGAAAUUGUGGCAAUUGCAUGGAUGUGUGUGUGUAUGUUUGAUAUUGCACAUGCAUGAAAGUUAAUACCUUUUCAUGCACAAGUGUUAUUGGUCCCUGCUGAUUGUGUGCAGUCAAGGUGCAAAUUUACCUGCAAGAUUAUGCCUGUAAAUUCUGUCAACUGAGAUGUCAUAUUUCGUUUGUUUGACAUAGUCCAGGAAUUUUGCUUCUUUGAUGAAUCAUUCUUCCCCAGUCUUCCCCUGAUCUAAAUUAGCAUCUCACAUGGUUGUUGUUGACACCUGCUCUUGUAUUUUCAGUUCCCUGAAAAGAUCAGGUCUUUCAGAUUGCAAGUCUAGUGGUUAAUAUGAUCUCUGAUACUAUUAAAUCUUUUCACCACCCCAGCUGUUCACAUGCCCUACAGAACUUGUUCAGGACUGCCUAUCAUGCGCAGCUUUAACUGGCGGCUGGCUAUCAAGAUGGAAUAAUAAUAAUGUGAACUUAUAACACACAGCAUCACAAGCAGGAUUGAUAGCACUCUCUGUGCAGACCAGUCAUGAUAAAUGAAAGAUAACAGCCAGUGGACAGUGAGUAUGUAUAGGGACACUGAACAAAGAAAGAUGAGAUACUAGAGCAGAAUAUAACGUGCAGUGUGUGAUAUACAAAAAGACCUGAAUAGCCAUUCGUAGACCCCCAUAUCAUUUGUGUUGUAAAGUUAAUUUGUUACAGUGUACUAUAAUUGUCUUUGUCUUUGGAAAACCGAUGAAAAGUAGCUAACCAGAACAUCUUCAGGUAAUUGUCAUGCCAAGUCCAUACAUAAAUUUGUGUGAUUAUAACGCAGUAAUCAUCACACUUAAUGAACCGUCAUUGAUGAGUACAACACAUCAUGCAAUGUCUGAAAAGAAUACUUGUUAAAUGCCUAAGACUUGCAGAGUUUGUACAGUCAUUGACUUGAAUCACCCAAUACCCUCCAUCCCCACGAGGAAUCCAGGAUGACAGCUUGCUGACAAACAUGAAUGGGUUGCUCAUUCCAUGCAGGACCUGCUCACCACUGCUCAAGACAGGCUUGAGUGGUGAGAUUUGUCAGCCAUUGCAUCUGUCCAGCUGUUCCCCCAACAAGAGGUACUAAUGAAGCCGGCAUAACAACUCAUCAAAUGGUACCAAUGUUGAUUAAGGGAUGUAUGUCAAUGUAAAGUGGUCUAAAGCAAGAUCAAGUUAUCCUAAGAACACUUGAAAUAUGGAAAACCUAAUGCCUAAUCAUUGGCAUGAUGUGAGACUUAGAGCAGAAAUUUCUGUUUCAAAUAACUUGGUUCUCUUUUUUAUGCUCCACUAGUCCAUUCUCAAGUGUUUUACUUCAAAAGGUCAUGUUUGUUUUCUGUACAAUUGAAAAUAAUUUUACGUACACAUUCAUUCCUAUUGCAUAAAUUCCAUUGUUGUGCCAAAACAUUUAUCAAAUUUUACUGUACUUUUGUGUUGAAUUUUAAAACAAGUUUUUGCAUAAAAGCCCUACAAAUGGUGGUUGCAAUGAAAAAAAUUUCAAGUGGCAUUUUUUUUGUAAAAAAGAGGGCAGAAAAUGUUAUUUUUUAUUUUCAAAAUUUUGUUUUCAUUCUUUUUGUAUAACUGAUGAAUCCCAGUAUGUAUAAUAAUAAUGAUUUUACCUGUCAAAGUCAAGGGCUCCCACAAAAUGAUAUUAAAUUGACUUUAUGCCAGUGAUUACUGGGAGUGUGUAGGUACAGUAUAUUUUUACUUUGAUAAACUCAACGUGUAUGUUGCUAGUCACAUUUUCAUAUGCACAUGGUAGCAAUGACUGAAUAAAGAAAAUAUGGA
Molecule: messenger RNA, 5782 nt
Organism: Pomacea canaliculata
Lineage: Eukaryota; Metazoa; Mollusca; Gastropoda; Architaenioglossa; Ampullariidae
Product: macrophage mannose receptor 1-like
Exons: 7
Coding region: 168-1139 (323 amino acids)
Molecular function (GO): signaling receptor activity
Source: RefSeq, a predicted model, not a curated record